Suricata suricatta (meerkat) is the source of this 5205-nucleotide messenger RNA. RefSeq names its product SH3 and PX domains 2A (gene SH3PXD2A). Gene Ontology annotation, biological process: superoxide anion generation. Gene Ontology annotation, molecular function: phosphatidylinositol binding; superoxide-generating NADPH oxidase activator activity; protein binding. The transcript is spliced from 15 exons. Bases 483 to 3878 code for a protein of 1131 amino acids. The record is from RefSeq and is a predicted model, not a curated record. NCBI's taxonomy places the organism in Eukaryota, Metazoa, Chordata, Mammalia, Carnivora, Herpestidae.
CCCUGCCUCCGCCUCCUGAGCCCACAGCCUCCCGGAGCCCGAGCGCGGCGAAGGGGCGCCGCCAGCCCCUCCCCAGCGCGCUGACAGCAGGCUCUGGGGCCCCCGCCCUGUCCCCUCGCCGGCGGGACACACCCCCGCCCCUCCUCCGCUCCGCCAGUUCCCGCCGGACCCACCGGGCGGCGGACGGCGGAGAGAGCGGGCGGGCGAGGCGGAGAGCUGCGGCAGCGGCAGCGGCGGCGCGGGAGGGAAGGAGCGCGCGGCAGGCCCACGGGGAGCCGCCCGGGGCGCACGGAGCCCGCGUGCCCUCCCGGACCGUCCCCGUACCGGGGCCGUACCUGUGGGCGCCAGGAACCCCGGGCAGCGACGCGGGGACCGGAGUGUUGGGUGGCUCCGGGACACGAGAAGCGGGAGAAGCGGGAGCCAGAUCGGGAUGAGAAGGUGACGCCGCUGGAGGGCGCCACUCGCUUUGUUGGGGGGGGAAGAUGCUGGCCUACUGCGUGCAGGACGCCACGGUGGUGGAUGUGGAGAAGCGGAGGAACCCCUCCAAGCACUACGUGUACAUCAUCAACGUGACCUGGUCCGACUCCACGUCCCAGACCAUCUACCGGAGGUACAGCAAGUUCUUUGACCUGCAGAUGCAGCUUUUGGAUAAGUUUCCCAUUGAAGGUGGCCAGAAGGACCCCAAGCAGAGAAUCAUCCCCUUCCUUCCAGGGAAAAUCCUCUUCCGGAGAAGCCACAUCCGGGAUGUAGCUGUGAAGAGGCUGAAGCCCAUCGAUGAGUACUGCCGGGCACUUGUCCGGCUGCCUCCCCACAUUUCACAGUGUGAUGAAGUCUUUCGGUUCUUUGAGGCCCGACCAGAGGAUGUCAACCCCCCAAAAGAGGACUAUGGCAGUUCCAAGAGGAAAUCAGUGUGGCUCUCCAGCUGGGCUGAGUCUCCCAAGAAGGACGUGACAGGUGCCGACACCAACGCCGAGCCCAUGAUCCUGGAACAGUACGUGGUGGUGUCCAACUAUAAGAAGCAGGAGAACUCAGAGCUGAGCCUCCAGGCCGGGGAGGUGGUGGAUGUCAUCGAGAAGAACGAGAGCGGCUGGUGGUUUGUGAGCACCUCUGAGGAGCAGGGCUGGGUCCCUGCCACCUACCUGGAGGCCCAGAAUGGUACUCGGGAUGACUCAGACAUCAAUACCUCCAAGACUGGGGAAGUGUCCAAGAGACGCAAGGCCCAUCUGCGGCGUCUGGAUCGCCGGUGGACCCUGGGCGGGAUGGUCAACAGGCAGCACAGCCGAGAGGAGAAGUACGUCACCAUACAGCCUUACACCAGCCAGAGCAAGGACGAGAUUGGCUUUGAGAAGGGCGUCACUGUGGAAGUGAUCCGGAAGAACUUGGAGGGCUGGUGGUACAUCAGGUACCUGGGCAAAGAGGGUUGGGCACCAGCAUCCUACCUGAAGAAAGCCAAGGACGAGCUGCCAGCACGCAAGAAGAACCUGGCGGGCCCAGUGGAGAUUAUCGGGAACAUCAUGGAGAUCAGCAACCUGCUGAACAAGAAGGCGUCAGGGGAUAAGGAGACUCCACCAGCCGAAGGCGAGGGCCAUGAGGUCCCCAUUGCCAAGAAGGAGAUCAGCCUGCCCAUCCUGUGCAACGCCUCCAAUGGCAGUGCCCUGGGCGUCCCUGAGAGGAGUGUCUCCAAGCUGGCCCAGGGCUCGCCGGCCGUGGCCAGGAUUGCCCCGCAGAGGGCCCAGAUCAGCUCCCCGAACCUAAGGACAAGGCCUCCACCUCGCAGAGAAUCCAGCCUGGGGUUCCAGCUGCCGAAGCCGCCAGAGCCCCCUUCUGUUGAGGUGGAGUAUUACACCAUUGCCGAAUUCCAGUCCUGCAUCUCUGAUGGGAUCAGCUUUCGGGGUGGACAGAAGGCGGAGGUCAUCGAUAAGAACUCGGGCGGCUGGUGGUACGUCCAGAUUGGUGAGAAGGAGGGCUGGGCCCCCGCGUCGUACAUCGAUAAGCGCAAGAAGCCCAACCUCAGCCGCCGCACGAGCACGCUGACCCGGCCCAAGGUACCGCCCCCCGCGCCCCCCAGCAAGCCCAAGGAGGCCGAGGAGGGUCCCGUGGGCUCUGGGGAGAGCCAGGACUCCCCACUGAAGCUCAAGUACGAGGAGCCUGAGUAUGAUAUCCCUGCCUUCGGCUUCGACUCGGAGCCAGAACUGAGCGAGGAGCCCACGGAGGACAGUGGCUCGGGGGACCGACGGCCCGCCCAGCCCCGGAAGCCCUCCCCCGCCUCCUCGCUGCAGCGGGCCCGCUUCAGGGUAGGCGGCUCUUCAGAGGACGUGGCCCUGGAGGAGGAGACCAUCUACGAGAAUGAGGGCUUCCGGCCUUGCACAGAGGACACCCUGUCAGCCAGACGCUCCUCCCGGGACAGUGACUCCCCGGGGGGCUCCCCUCUGUCCCUUGCCAGGAAAAACUCCCCCAAAUCAGACUCCCCCAAAUCAUCAUCACUUCUAAAGCUCAAGGCAGAGAAGAACGCCCAAGCGGAGCUGGGGAAAAACCACUCCUCGGCCUCCUUUUCUUCAUCCAUCACCAUCAACACCACCUGCUCUUCCUCCUCCUCCUCCUCCUCCUUGUCCAAGAACAGUGGUGACCUGAAGCCCCGUUCUGCCUCGGACGCAGGCAUCCGUGGCACCCCCACGGUUGGGGCGAGGAGGGAUGCCGACCUAAAGGCUGGGCUGAGCCCAUGCACCCGGGCCAAGCCAUCGGUCCGGCCCAAGCCAUUCCUGAACCGAGCAGAGUCCCAGAGUCAAGAGAAGAUGGACAUCAGCACUUUACGGCGGCAGCUGAGGCCCACAGGCCAGCUCCGGGGUGGUCUCAAGGGCUCGAAGAGCGAGGAUUCAGAGCUGCCCCCUCAGAUGGCCUGUGAAAGCCCCAGUGAGGGGUCCAGGAGAGGCUCUGCCGACCUCAUUACCCCCCCAGCCGCCACACCCCCAUGCCCCACCAAGAAGGGACGAGAGGGGCAGGCUGCCUCCUACACGACAUGUAGUGCCUACCAGAAGGUCCAGGACUCAGAGAUCAGCUUCCCCGCAGGCGUGGAGGUACAGGUGCUCGAGAAGCUGGAAAGCGGCUGGUGGUACGUGAGGUUUGGGGAGCUAGAGGGCUGGGCCCCUUCCCACUAUCUGGUGCUCGGCGAGAACGAGCAAUCCGACUCCUCUGGCAAAGAGCCAGACACAAUAAGUGCCAAAGGCAAGCAGAACGAGGGCAAGUCAGACAGCCUGGAGAAGAUCGAGAAGCGGGUCCAAGCCCUGAACACCGUCAACCAGAACAAGAGGGCCACGCCCCCCAUCCCCUCCAAGCCCCCUGGCGGCUUCGGCAAGACUUCAGCUGCCGGGGGGGUGAAAAUGAGGAACGGAGUGCGGCAGGUGGCCGUGAGGCCUCAGUCGGUGUUCGUGUCCCCGCCACCCAAGGACAACAACCUGUCCUGCGCCCUGCGGAGGAACGAGUCGCUGACUGCCACGGACGGCCUCCGAGGCGUCCGCCGGAACUCCUCCUUCAGCACCACCCGCUCGGCUGCCGCAGAAGCCAAAGGCCGCCUGGCUGAACGCGCCGCCAGCCAGGCCUCAGACGCGCCUCUGCUGCCCGCCCAGCGCAACGGCAUCCCCGUGUCCCCCGUGCGCCCCAAGCCCAUUGAGAAGUCCCAGUUCAUCCACAACAACCUCAAAGAUGUGUAUGUCUCCAUCGCAGACUAUGAGGGGGAUGAGGAGACAGCGGGUUUCCAGGAGGGUGUGUCCAUGGAGGUCCUGGAGAGGAACCCCAACGGCUGGUGGUACUGCCAGAUCCUGGAUGGGGCGAAGCCCUUCAAAGGCUGGGUGCCCUCCAACUACCUGGAGAAAAAGAACUAACGUGGGGUGUGGGUCCUUCCAGCCUGGUGCGGAUGAGCAGGGAGACAAAGACAAAGGGGAAAGGGAAAAUAUGGGGGGGAGGGGGGGAGGACAACUUUUAAACCCUGCAGAAUGCGUGACCUCAGAGAUGCUCCCCUCCAGGCUGUCCCCCAGCUGGCAGGUAGGGUCCGGAGGGGGCCCACACUGAGCAGGGAAGGGAACAGGCAGGGGAACAGCGGGCCUGGGACCAGAGGCAAGGAAGCUGAGCCCUAUGUGGGCACCUUGGUGAUUUGGCUCACGGACCUGGCACCAUUUGGGACAGGCCAUGUGGGAAAUUCCAAUUGUGCCUUGGCUGCAAAUCUGGAAAAGAUAUGGUCGCAGGGACGACCUCCCGUGCCCUGCCCCCUGCCCAGCCUGGUUUCUGCUCCUAGCACUUUGCCAUCGGAGGUGGUCCUUGUGUUUGUGAAUCGUGCUGGUUUCCCAGGGACGGCCGCCACCUGGUAGACGACCCCACCGGCUCUGGGGCUCGGAGGCAUCUCCUGGGAGCUCAGCGGGUACCCGGCCCGGCCACUGUCAAGUGUCUGUUAGUUGAAGAAAAGUCAUUUCCCAGGUGCCAGCAAGGACCAUCUUUACCUGUCGCUGUUCCCUGGCCUUGAGAAGAGGGGGCGCCCCACGGACAACCACCAACCCCAGAGUUUACAGGGGGGAGGGUGCAGCCGUCAGUCUCUUCACCAUCUGCACAGACUUUAUUUUGGGUAUUUCUGGGUGGGCAGUUCUUUUGCAUGUUUUGGGAGAGGUUUAUUGAUUUGGGGCUUCUACGUCAGGCCUUGGGUUUUGGUCUUAUUUUAGGGGUUGUUUGGGGGCCCAACGGCGGUCGGCCUCAUGGGGGACAGAAGGAGUAGUGGAUGGGGCUUUUCUGUUGUACUUCUGCGGGGAGGUUGGUGGUUUUGGCUUUAACUUUCUUUCUCUUCAUGAGCCAAAGUCCUUUCGUUUGGUUUCCACUGUUGCAGACAGUACCCUAGCGUGGCGCCUGCUGGAAGGUCUCCCAGGAGGGAGGAGGGGGUCGUCCAGGAGAGAAUGCGGCUCUCAGGCUGCUGGGUGACCCCCAUUCUGCAUAUGUUCUCCCGCCUGGGCAGGAUCAGAACCCUUAGGUGUGAACUGUGGAGAAGCGCCCAUCGCCCCCACCAAGGGCUGAGGGGACUCCAGCUGGGCAGCCACCUCCCCCACCUACGUGCGAUGCCACAGGUAUCCAAAAAGAUAGAGGACCCCGGGCUGGGCGCCAACCUGGUCUUACCAAGGGGCAGCGACCCUGUGAAGAGAGGAGAGAAUAAAGUCCCUGUCAACUUUG